Gongylonema pulchrum is the source of this 192-nucleotide messenger RNA. The record is from the annotation of a GenBank genome assembly. NCBI's taxonomy places the organism in Eukaryota, Metazoa, Nematoda, Chromadorea, Rhabditida, Gongylonematidae.
GAUUUUAUGGGUGGAUUAAUUGACCACAUAGAUGCAGCGACUGGUGCCAAUGCAUUGGAUAUUGCACCAAAUGCUAUACCAGCAGAUGUGGAUUUGAUUGCGAGCAGGGAAUGGCAUGAUUCUUGGCCAAAUUCCGAAAGUGCUACGUUACCGCAUCUCGACAGCGAUACAAUCGCAAAUGUAUUGCAAUAA